CCUGGCCGCUCUCAUCUUUCUCUCUGGUUGGAGCUGUUUACUUUACGAACGUUUUCGUUUAAAAAUAUGUUGUUACUUUUAUUUAAUAAAAAUUGACAGAAGUACACUUAUUAAAACGAUCUAUAAAUUGUGCAUAAAUAUUGUGCAUGUAAAUGUGACAACGUGUUAUGAAUCAUUGAUCUCAUCAUUCAGUUUUUUCUCCAACGCACUAUAUUUGUUAUUGGAAUUUUUCUCCCUUUGACAAUUUUCUCCGUGUGCCCUUUUUAUUGAAGAUCAUCAAGAUUAUCGUGGAGGACUACAAAAUGCAUUAAAAUAAUAUUCAUGAAAGAGCACAACAGUUACAAAACAGAACAUAAUUGAUCAUUUAAGUGGCAUACUCGUGUGAAUGAGAAUAUAACAAAAUGACAUCUAAUUGCAACUUUGUGAGUGAUUCACAAAACUUUACCUUACGACUCUCUGGAGAUUCUAUUGAAGAUACAUGUGAUUUUGUUGCAAACAGUAAGACAAAAGAUAAGGAUGAUAUUAUUGAGAUUAGCAAUUCUAGUUGUAACUCAUCACCUGAAGAGUCAAAAUGGAAAUUUAAUUCUAAUAUUAAAGAGAAGAAUGGAAAGUAUCAGAAGACUUUUUCCUCGGAGAGUGAAGAAGAAAAGUUUGAUUCGCCAUGCAAACCAGUUGUCAGAUCUGACAAUAAAUCAAUGCAAAUUAAUAAAGUAUCUUUUGAUAAAAUGACUAGCAAUAGCAGUAUAAAUAAUGACAGAAACACUAAAGAUCAGUUAAAUAGAAGUAAUAAUAAGUUCUUCAAAAGUAGACGUCCUAUACUUGCCUACUGGCAUGCAGGGAAUAAAAUGAUAAAUUCAAAAAUGAGAGGAAACUGUAAUGUUAAAAAGACAAACAAAGUAAAUAUAUCAGAUUCUGCUAUGUCUAGUGAUAGUUCCAAUAUUACUAGCAGAUUAAAUAAAUUUCCAACUUAUAAUACUCCACAACAAGACAAGACUGGAAAAAUAAAACUUACAAAGCAAGAUACUUACAAAAUAUUAAGAAAUAUUAAGUCCACACAAAUUGUGUAUAAUGCUCCUAAAGAGAAAAAGAGCAAUGUAAUAAUUGAUGAGAGUACAGAUGAAGAUGUAAUGCAUCCAGCUAUAUCACCUAGUUAUAAUAAAAAAAUAAAUCAGAAUCCCAAUGAUAGUCCUGAUGUUAUUGAUACAAGUCUUAAGAAGAAUGUUAAUUCAAAUGGAUGCAUGCAAAUAGAUUUGUCAAAACCAUACAAAACAUGCAGCGAACUUCUUGAUAUAUUAAAGAAGGAGGACCUUCAAAAAUCUUUAUCUGAAAAGAAGAAAAAGCAAAUUGUAGAAUGGCUUAUCACAAAUUCACCUAAUUCUGUAAGUGAUAGUUCUUGUAGUAAUAUACCUCCAAGUAUUAGAAAUAGCAUAGAUUCUGGAAACAGCAGUCUAGAAAGAUUAGAACUGAACUAUGAAACUCCAAAUAAUAGAGAAAGGAUCAACAAAGUGCAGACUGAUAAGAAGCAAACUACAACUGUUAAUUCUGACAAAGUGAUUCAUUCACUUUUGACGCGUCAAACUACACUAGAUAAAUAUUUGACAAAAUCAAACAAUAAUAUUUCUAAAUUUUGUACACCAGACAGACCAAAAUCUGAUGUGAAAAUGCAUCUUGACAAAAAAGUUUCCUCUUCAAUAAAUACACCUGAAAACAGAGAUGUAAUGAACUAUGCAGAUAUUUUAGAUAAACUCUAUGGUAAUUCGUGGAGAAAUAAAGCUAAUGUUUUACUGCCAACAACUGAACCACGAAAGACAUCUAAUCAAGCAACAAGUAGGAUCAUCCAAACAGAAAGGAAAGCAAAAAAUAAAUAUGUAAUAGAUUCGGAUUCAGAUAAGUCUGACUUAGAAAAUAAUGUUAAGUUAAAUCGACGAAGAAAUGUUCAACGAACACAAAGAAAACAAGACAGUUUUAUUGACGAUGAAUCGCUAUCAAGUGAUAGUGAGAGUAUGUAUCACACCGCAUUAACAAAUCCUAGAACUUCAACAAAUAAUGCUACAUCUAAAUCCAUGACAGUGCCAACUUCAGUUAAAAGACUGCAAGCGAUAUGUGAUACCGAUACUGAAGAUGAAAAUGAUGAAUCUAAUAAUUCUGAGAAACAUCUAAACAGAAGGAAAUUAUUAUUUAGCGACGAAGAAAGUUCUAACACAAGUGAAUUUGAUCCUGGAGAUUAUGUACCACCAAAAAAUAUAUAUAAAAAAGAAGCUACUAGAAUCAAACAACAACAAUCCAGAUUUACAUCAAUUACAACAGAGAAAUCUGUAGGAUACAAAAGCUUUUUGGCAUCUUUGUCAAAUAUGAUUCCAAUGAGUAACAUUCAUCCAGAUGCAAAGAAAUAUAGAAUGGAUUAUAAAAAUAAUAAGGAAGAAUUAUGUAAAGAAUUGUAUAAAUUGUACAAUGAGAAAGUAUUUGAUAACCAAUUGCCUCAAGAUAUGCCAAUUGAAUGGAAUAUUCGUAUGAGAGGAACUGCUGGAUUUUGUUACAAUAAGAAAUCUGUAAGAACUCUUAGUGGUGUUGUUAGAUCUUCAAGAAUUGUAUUAGCAACAAAGAUUUUGGAUACACCAGACAGAUUGAGAGAUACCUUGAUUCACGAGAUGUGUCAUGCUGCAGCUUGGCUAAUAAAUAAUGUCUCGGAUGGUCAUGGACCUUUUUGGACAAAAUGGGCUCAUAAAGCAAUGAAUACAUUUUCUGAAUUACCGCCAAUUCGUAGAUGUCAUGAUUACGAAAUUAAAACCAAGUAUACAUAUCGAUGCACAGGUUGUGGAUACAGCAUUGGAAGACACUCAAAAUCCUUGAAUAUUGAAAUCAAACGAUGUGGCCAUUGUUUUGGAAAAUUUGAAUUAUUAAUUAAUAAAACGACUAAGUCUGGUGUUAAGCAAGUGCAAACCCCAAAGAGAGAACCUUCUGGUUUUGCACUUUAUGUGAAGCAGAAUUACAAUUCGGUGAAAAAGGAGAAGAAUAAUAUGAAACAUGCUGAUGUGAUGAAGCUUUUAGGUCAGCAAUUUUCAGCAAUUAAGAUAGCAAAAAAAGAUAAUCUAGCUAGUGAUUAAGAAUGACCCAGGGAUACCUGGUUAAAAAAUAUAUAAUCAAAUAUUUUAUGAUCAAUUUCAGAAAUUGGAGAUAAUUGUCAUUUUAGUAGCAUAUAAGUAGAAUUAACAGUAACACACUUUUUAGCAGAUUUUAGAAAGUUGUCAACUGUAUAUAUUUAGAUAUCUGUAAUUCCGUAUGAUUUGAAGUUACAGAGAUCAUAGAUGUAUGCAAUUACAAUAUGUACAUAUAUGAAAUUUGAAUACUGAUAUUUUCUCUUACUAUAUUGCAGGCACUGAGAGUAUAUGAAAUAUUUUAUACAUUAGCAUAAAUAAUAUUUAGGGACGCAUACAAGUACUUUUGUACGUAAUAAUAUAUUAAAUAUAGCUAAGACUUGUAGCAGUAUUUAUAUAAUAA
This is a messenger RNA of Nylanderia fulva, 3498 nucleotides long. RefSeq names its product Germ cell nuclear acidic peptidase. Gene Ontology annotation, cellular component: nucleus. Lineage: Eukaryota; Metazoa; Arthropoda; Insecta; Hymenoptera; Formicidae. The record is from RefSeq and is a predicted model, not a curated record.